CCCCCCUCUUCUAACCCUACCAAUCCUAAUGGAUCCCGUUCGCAGCCUCCGCUCUGCCGUGGCCUACGCAGUCUCCGCCGCGGAACACGCAGCCGCCGCCGCGGCCGUCUACGCAGCUGAGCGCCCUGGCGGCGACCUAGUUGUCGUCGCGGCCUUGGCAAACGCCGCGGCCGCCUACGGAGUCGCCUGACCGCUUCGGCCGAGACCCAGCUGCCGCUGCCGCCGAGGCCUACAAAGCUGGCACCGCGGCCUACCAAGCUGCCGCACAUGUGAAGCCCCCGUCGAUGGGGACUGGGGUCGUCAAUGGGGACGGCGACUUCACAUGUCGCGGCAGCUUUAUAGGCCGCCUUGGCGGCCUAUGAAGCUGACCGCUUCGGCCGAGACCCAGCUUCCGCUGCCGCUGCCGCCGAGGCCUACAAAGCUGGCACCGCGGCCUACCAAGCUACCGCCGUGGCCUAUAAAGCUGCCGCCACCUGUGAAGCCUCCGUCCCUGUCCCCGUUGACGACCCCAGUGUGAAGUUGUUUCUUUAAGUUUUAUCUUUUGUCAUGUACUAAAUUGCUUACUAGCUGUCAAAUGCUCAAGCUUAACUGAUCGAUAAUUUUACUUCUUUUUUUUUUUUUGUUUUCUUGCAGAUAUGUUUGAAUGAAUAUUCACUGUGCUUUUUUGAAAUUCUAAAGCAUGCACCUCUAAUAAAUAUGGUUGAAGUUUAUUGAGUAUUUCUCUGGGUUGAAGAUGUAUGGUUCUUGUGGGAGUUUUGUCUAGAAGGUAGCUAGCUGUCUAGAGCAGGAAUAAUAUUAGUAAAUAAUAGUAAACACACCAUAUGAAUGGACCCUUAGUAAAUACUAAAAUGAUGGACAGUUCAGUGGGAAGCACAAAGAUCAUGGAUAGGUCAUUAGAAGGAAGUGUGUCUUCUGAUGUAUCGGGAGAAGGUACAAAUGGAAUAAACAGAUUAACAAAAAGAAUUAGUGGGGUUAAACUUUUGUCUUCUACUGAUGUAUCAAUAAACAAUAGUGGGGUUAAACCAUCUCAGAUGCAUGAUAGUCAUUCAAAGGAGUUACAUGUCACAGAAUAUAAUGAAUUAUAUAUGAAGAAUCAGUCAUCUUUGAGCACUACAAGGCUUAAGGAUCUUGAGAAAGGAAAUGCACAGUUCCUUCUAUAUUUUCUGGAAAAUAAACAGUCUGAUGAUCCAUCAUUUUUCUAUGCAGUACAAAUUGAUGAAAAGGAACGUUUGACCAAAUUCUUCUGGGUAGAUGGACGGUCUAAAAAUGAUUUUGCCUACUUUCGGGAUGCAGUCUUGUUUGACAACCUAUCGGACAAGCAGAGUAGAAGUGCUGUCAAUUAAUAUAUGGAAGCAUGAGAACUUCAAUUUUCUUCCUCUACAUCAUCAUAUUGACAUCACUGAAUGAACAUGAUACAGGAGCAAAUUUAAUAUUGUAAAAUAAUUUUAUUAUUUUCUAUUGUUAUUUGUAUAAACUGGUCCUUGUUGUUGUAAUAUUUAAAAAAAAACAAAUGUUGGUGUCUGUUUUUUUUUUGAAAAAGUUUGUAGCCUAAUGGGCAAUCUUUGAGAAUUCUUCAAAUGGUGCUUUGCCUGAA
Messenger RNA from Zingiber officinale, 1594 nucleotides. RefSeq names its product protein FAR-RED ELONGATED HYPOCOTYL 3-like. Bases 822 to 1343 code for a protein of 173 amino acids. NCBI's taxonomy places the organism in Eukaryota, Viridiplantae, Streptophyta, Magnoliopsida, Zingiberales, Zingiberaceae. The record is from RefSeq and is a predicted model, not a curated record. The transcript has 2 exons.